AUGUUCAAGUCCUUCUGUUUACAGCAUACUUCUCUCACCCAGGAGUCAUCAUCCAAGAUGGGAGUUCUUAUGAACUUUCCGGGACAUCUUAUUAUGGCCAAUGAAAGGGAUUCCCUCGCCCUCGAGGACCCCCAAAAAGGAAUUCUCCGCGUUGAAAGCUAUGAUGCCGAACGACUUCGAUUCUUCAUCCACGAUGAACACGAAAAUACAAUGAACGAAUGGGCAAGAUACCAUGAUCGAAGGGAACUGGGAGUGGGACCGACACUUUUUGGAAACAUCGCGGAAGCGAGGACCUGGGUCGCUCAACGAGCUCCAGCAAAAAUUGUGGACGGCGCUUGGCUGAGCCAUAUACACAAAAUAACCACCCCUUUUGCACUCCGCGGAGUGACCAAGGACGCAUGGCAGAUAUUGUCCGAAGAGCUUGGUGACGGAGAUGUCACCCGAAACCAUGACUUGGUUUAUAACCAGCUUCUGAAAGAGAUUGGAUGCCCCCUGCAAGACCCUCAAAGCCACGACUUUAUCAAAUCAUCCAAUUUGAAAGCAAUGGAUGAUCAGCGCUCCUGGAAAGGCGCCGUUGCCCAACUUCUCAUCUCACUCUUUCCCAACGAGUUUCUUCCUGAGAUCCUCGGGUUCAACAUGCAUUACGAACUUAUCAGCUUGGAAGCACUAAUGGCUGCCCGCGAGUUGAAGGAACUUGGCGUCAACCCUUCCUACUUCCUCCUCCACAUCUGCAUCGAUAACGCGGAUUCUGGACACACUGGAAUGGCGUUACUAAAUGUGAUUGAUUAUCUCGAAUUUAUAAAAGCGACUAAAUCACCAAGCGUUCUCGAGGAACAUUGGAGACGCGUUCAGGCCGGGUACACAUUAUCCCAAACAUUGGCCGUGUCCCCUUGCGACGGCAACGGGUUUUCCGAGUCGGGCAUUCAAGCCUCGCGAUGUGUCAGUCAAAUAGUACCGACUGAUUCACUGUCUCGUCAAACUAUUGAGAUUUUCAAAAGCAAGUCCACCGUCUCGCCCAAGUACCAUUGCCAAAGCAAAGUGAAGAUCGGAAAUCGCACACUGGCCGAAUGGCUUGACUCUAGCUUAUGGAAGCACGAGGAUGAGCAGAAACAUAUAGAAGCUUUUGGAGGCGCUUGCCCAGAAUUAUCUUGGGGCGGACGAAUGUUCGGGGCUUUCACGAACGAGGAACUGGAUGCUCUCAUUGCAUGGAUUGACCUCCUUGGCCCAGAAAACAGCACCUGGUUGUAUUACAGAUUCACCUUCCGAGUAGCGGUGGCCUCUAGAGAUGUUGUAGGCGGCCUCCAGGAUCCGGCUUGCCAUCAUCCAACCCUGGCAGCUCGGAAUGCGGACGAGACAAUUAACGGCGCAUUCAUGGAGGAGCUCCCAAAUUGCCGUUUGGACGCAGAGUGCCCAGCUGGAAAAUUACCUUUGAAUCCACCUUCCAAAUCCCAACUGCCGGAUAUCGUGGCACUCUGGUUUGCCCACAUCGGUCUCCUGGAAAAUAUGAUCAAUGUACCCGCUCGAACUGCCACCUCGCUUUACUCAAGUAUCUUACUUGCUCUACGGGCCCAAGCUGGCUUUGCGAUAGAAGCACAUAUUCCAGCUGGCAUGGCCGAGAUAAGCCGUCAACCAGGCUAUAGUCUUGUUGACAUCGGCCUCGAAUUGAUAUCCAGCGGUCAAUGGAUCAGGGAUGCGAACCCAUCAUGUCUGAAAGAUGUGUUUAUUCUCGCUAGGAAACAAGGACAAAGUGCGGAAAGCAUCGAACUAUCUGAUAAUAUGCUUCGAUGGGCAAAUCGCCCCGAUGAAAAGUUUGGGCUUCUUGUUGGUCUGGCACUGGCAUUCCUGGGAUUGAAAGAGGCUGUUGCUAGGUCACAUGAGUUGCUCAGCGAGGAAAUUCAAGCUGCAUUGAAGGUGAUCGUCGAAAGGGAAGAAAAGAGUUUGUUCAGCUGCAUGCAAGAAAUUGAAAAUACCGAUGAUGGGUGCUAUAAAGACAUAGAAAAAGGCUAUUGCCUUGGAAGAUCGGCCCUAGAGAAAUUAUUGGGAAAGACAGCUGGGGACACAAAUACAUUGGGGAUGUGCGCCGCUUAA
Messenger RNA from Penicillium cinerascens, 2088 nucleotides. RefSeq names its product iron-containing redox enzyme family protein. The record is from RefSeq and is a predicted model, not a curated record. Bases 1 to 2088 code for a protein of 695 amino acids. The transcript has 3 exons. Lineage: Eukaryota; Fungi; Ascomycota; Eurotiomycetes; Eurotiales; Aspergillaceae.